This is a messenger RNA of Malaclemys terrapin pileata, 2736 nucleotides long. It is a transcript of the gene IGSF11, whose product is annotated as immunoglobulin superfamily member 11. The transcript has 7 exons. The coding region runs from base 319 to 1668 and encodes 449 amino acids. NCBI's taxonomy places the organism in Eukaryota, Metazoa, Chordata, Testudines, Emydidae. Gene Ontology annotation, biological process: homophilic cell-cell adhesion. Gene Ontology annotation, molecular function: ionotropic glutamate receptor binding. Gene Ontology annotation, cellular component: cell-cell junction. The record is from RefSeq and is a predicted model, not a curated record.
AGGCGGUGCUCGGGCUGGGUGGCAUCCCGGUGGCGGGCUGCUGCAGCUCGGCGAGGCCGCCAGGCUGCGCUCUCGGGCCGGUUCGGAGCCUGGCGGCGUCCCCGGGCUGCCGGGGCUCCGGAGCUCCAGAGCCUCCCGGGGAGCGGGCGGUGCAGGCGGGCGGUCCCGGGACAGCGGCUGCCGCGGGAGGAGCCGGAGCUGCGGCUGCAGCAGGAGCAGCCCAGGCUGGGAGCUCCGGGCAGCUGAGCGCACCUGGGGCUGGACUUGGGGGCUUGCAGCCGGGCGCGGAGCCGCCGCUGCCCGGGGAGGGGGCGCGAGAUGCCGGCUGAGCCCCUCUCCCUGCCCGGCAUGACUCCGAGGGGCUCCGGCCGCUGGGGGCUGUGGGUCGGCCCCUUGGCUGCGCUCCUGUCUCUGCGAGGUCUGGUGAGCCCUCUAGAGGUGUCAGUGAGCUCAGGGAGUAUCCAGGUUGCUCGGGGACAGACGGCAAUCCUGCCCUGUACCUUCACCACUAGCGCUGCCCUCACUAACCUUAAUGUCAUCUGGAUGGUCAUUCCACUCUCCAAUGCCAACCAGCCAGAACAGGUUAUUCUCUACCAAGGGGGGCAGAUCUUUGGUGGUGCACCCCAGUUCUAUGGGCGAGUGGGGUUUGCAGGGACAAUGCCAACCACCAGUGCCUCCAUCUUCAUCAACAACACCCAGCUUUCGGACACUGGCACGUACCAGUGUUUGGUCAACAACCUUCCAGACCGAGGUGGCAGGAACAUUGGAGUCAUUGGACUCACCGUCUUGGUUCCUCCUUCUGCUCCGCUCUGCAGAAUUCAGGGGUCCCUGGAUGUCGGCAGCGAUAUUACCCUGACCUGCAACUCAGAAGAAGGCAUUCCUCGGCCGACAUACCUCUGGGAGAAGUUGGACAAUGCUCCCAGGCUACCCCCGACUGCCACGCAAGACCAAGUCCAGGGCACAGUCACCCUCCGGAAUAUCAGCACUGUGUCCUCCGGUCUUUACCAGUGCGUGGCUUCUAAUGCCAUCGGAACCAGCACCUGCCUUCUGGACCUGCAAGUCAUUGCACCUCAUCCCCGGAGCGUUGGCCUGAUUGCUGGAGCUGUUGCCACGGGUGCAGUUGUGCUCAUUGUUUGCAUUGUCUUGGUGGCUGUGGCACUGGUUUACUGGAAGAACAAACACAAGGAGGAAGAAGAGGAGGAGAUUCCCAAUGAGAUAAGGGAGGACGACCUGCCACCCAAAUGCUCUUCGGCCACAAAAGCGUUCCAUGGUGAUGCGUCCUCCUCGGAGAAUGACACCCUCACCUCCUCCAACACCUACAACAGCCGCUACUGGAACGACCCCAAAGCCAAUCAUGCCACAGACUCCUUCACCCGCUUCAGCAAUAACAACGACGUGCGCCAGCCCUUCUCCCGCUCCGGGAGCACCAACGCUCGCCCUGUCUAUGCCAACGGAGGCCACCCAUCCCCAGCUCCACCCAAGACGCUGGUGGUGACGGCCAGCACGGCACCGUCCCCACAGGAGGUGGCCAGGAGCAAUGGCUCAGUCAGCCGCAAGCCAAGGCCUCAGCACACACGCUCCUAUGCCGUGAGCCAGGCGACGUUGGAGAGGAUAGGGGCUGUGCCUGUCAUGGUGCCAGCCCAGAGCCGGGCAGGCUCCCUAGUGUAGGAAGUGAGAGCGGGUGUAAGGAAAGCAAGAAGCUAUUGUACCAGAUGGGGUGAAGAUCUGGCCAAGAGACCCUUCUCUUCCUCCCUGAAAUGGGAUGAAGGGGGAGACGUGCUUCUGCCUGGUGCCCGCCCCCCUUCACUAGACUUUAACCUACCAAUGAGAUGGUCCUUUCUUCGCCACGCCACCCUCGGGAUCUCAGGGGGCUCCUCCACACCAGCUGGAUCUCUCAGAUGUGCCAAGGCUAUGGGAGGGGCCCCAAGGGUGCCAGGCCCUUGCAGGGGAUGCUCGUUUGUUUCUAAUCUCCACCUGAUGUGGGGUUUGGGGUUUUUUGAUUUCCAAAGAGUGGCCGAGUUAGGUGGGGUUCGUGAGGAGAGCCGGAAGGGGCAGGGGAAGGGGAAGGAGGGGCCUUCCGUGGAAGGACAUCAGCUCUACUGCGCACGUGCCCACCGCCAGGCCAAGAAUGGGCAAUGGAAUCAGAGAGGUGAGCGAGGAGACGCUGGCCAUGCCAGGCCGAUUUCAAAGGGCAAAGGCAGAGAGAGAGACCCACCAGCCAGAGCAGAGCAGAAGGGGCGGGGGAUGGGUUUGGACGUUCGUCUAUUUAUUUAUUUCUGUUUCCUUCUCUCUUCACACUGGACGGUUUCCUGCACUAGUUCUGGAUGCUUCUGGAGCCCCAUUCGCCUCCUUGGAAACCGCUGCCAUCGGGGCCUCGUUCCCCAAGAAGCCGCGUGGAAGGAGGAUGUGUGGCUGCUGCAGCAGGAGUUUUCUCAGAGGCGUAAAGGAAUCGAGUGGGGGUGGGAAGCAGCAGACAGCUCCUGCCGGGCUGGCCAAAAGCCUCCGUGGCUGAAGAGCCGCACUGUUUCUAGGCGUGUGGCUUAAAUUCCCAAUGAGCUGGGCUUAGCUUUGGCCUUUGCAUGGCAGGUUCUCCCUACUGGGCUGUUCGGGGCUGGCCUGCAUGGUCCUAGCACGGUGCUUGUUGAACUGGGGAGGCCCUGGCACUGAGGCAUCAUAUUUACUCCUCCCUUGCUGGAUGCUGGGAUUGUCGGGGUUUGGUUUUAAAUACUGCUCUUU